This is a messenger RNA of Rhipicephalus sanguineus (brown dog tick), 3344 nucleotides long. RefSeq names its product mucin-5AC. The transcript is spliced from 4 exons. The coding region runs from base 4 to 3273 and encodes 1089 amino acids. The record is from RefSeq and is a predicted model, not a curated record. NCBI's taxonomy places the organism in Eukaryota, Metazoa, Arthropoda, Arachnida, Ixodida, Ixodidae.
AACAUGGACACAAUGCAGAUCGGCUCGGCGGUCGGGACUGCCGCCGAGCCGCCGCCGGCAGUCGAGGCGGCGGUCGAGACCGCGCCCGUCGACGUGGAGCCGCCUUCCAAUUUAGAGAGGUCGCCGGUCGUGCAAGCCGAGCCGUCGGCCAAGGUCUCGGUCCAAAAGAAGAGCACGCUGCGUUCUUUCUUCUGGGGCACCAGCAGCGUCGGCAAGGAGUCGAGGAGCAAGCGCAAGAAGGAGCUGCUCCAGCAACUGGCCGACCUGCAGCGGGAGAACGCGAGACUACAGUCAGAGUGCGAUCACGUGCGGCUCAUCUACUCGGAGCUGAAGCAGGAGCGCCUGAUCGAGCAGGAGAAGGUGUCGAGGGCCAAGGCCCUAGACCGCAGGCUGCAUAGCGAGACGCAGUUCAUGUCCUCGGCUUCUCAGACUGACUCUUGCAACAACCUGCUCGGAGAAUUCAGGGCCGUGCCGAGAAAAAACUACGCCUUCAUUUACAACGUGUUCACGGUCCCGACUCCGGAGCAGCUCAAGAGGUCGCUUGAAAAGUUUCAGAAGUCCGGUCCCAAGGUCGGCUUCAAGAACGCCUCCAAGAGCGACGUGGAAAAUGACGACGUCCAGAAGGACGCCUGGGAAGACGUCGUCAAGGCCCAAGUUCAUGCUGAUGACGAUGAAGUGGCGGAGGGAACACCUCAAGUAAUCGUGGAAGAGGCGACCGAAGAGCUGCUCACAGACGUCGAUGAACCGAAAGCUGAUGCUCGGAUCGAGAGCCCGGUUGACAAGGAGACAGGCGACGUUGUCAUCCGAACCGAGGCAGUCGAUGCCAAGUCGUCGGACUCCGCCAACGUGCACGAUCCAAAUGUGCAAGACAAAUCGUCGCUCAGACCCUCGUGUCAGAAGAUUGAGAAGUCCGAUAACUCCGUCGUUGCGGAAGGUGAGACAGCUGGCCUUGUAUUACCCGCGCAGACUCAGAACGUCGCCGAGGAUCCUACAGUGGAACUGAAGGAACCCGAAGUCACCGCCGAAGCUGCGCUAGAAGUGCAACCGAGGUCUUCCUGUACUUCAGUAAAGACAGACGCAACCGAAGACGCAAAUGUGCCCCAUUCUGAAGGUUUCCGCGAAGAGGAAUCGCCCGCGCCAUAUGACAAGGAUACCGCCGCGCUGGACGGGGCAUCGUUCCUCAGCCGCAGCUCUAGCGGGAGCAAGGCGAGCGUUCGCGAAGGCCUAUCGGAUGCCGGAUCACCGUGCGAGGCGGUACCUGUCGUGAUCGCGUCACCUCUGGAGGACAAAAUAUCUGAGAAGUCCUCUGAGAAGUCUUCAGAGAGCUCGCUGCUUCUCAGACUCAGGCAAGCCGUUUCGAACAUGGCCGCUAGCUUGGAAACGGACGCGGACACCCCGCCGCCUUUCUUCAAAAAGCACGACACGGCGAAGAGUUCACGAGAAGCGCCAGCCUGCGCUGAGGUCAAGGUCGAGCUUGUCCCGGGUGUGGAACAGCGCUACGGCACGGGCACAGAACCGGUGACGAGUCGGUACUUCCUGCCCCCGAGUCACACCGGAGGGGGAGUUCAGAGGGACCCUGGUCGCAGGGAGUUCGAGAAACGGAGGCGAGUUUCAUGCGGCGCGCUGAGGCCUCCCCUGCAGAAGGCUAUCGUGAUGAACGCAACCGUGCAGUGCCAACACAUGGAGGGCGCCGGUAGCCCGCCGGAGUCAGGCGCUUCCUCCAGAUUGGUCGGCGCCUCGACGCCCUCUAGCGCGACUGCCACGCCGCGACCUUGGAGUCUGAACAGGGUCCGGCUGCCCCUUGCCGAAUCGCCCCACUCGGCGUCUACGCCUGUUCGUCAACUCCCCAGGUCGCCUCAGCAGAUUGCGUCCUCCGCUGUCCAGUGGAAGAAGGCGGCUCUGAGCACGCCGUUAGGGAACGACUCUCUCAGCAGCGACAGUGGGACAGACAGCGACUGCGCCGCGGACGAGUCUUCGAGCGAGUUCCACGGCAGCGGGAGGAACGUGGCCAAUACGGCGUUUGAGAACAGGAUGAGCGGCGUCAGUCGAGGGACAGCGAGUCAGGCGUCUUCGGCGCGAUCGGCCGCUAUGACAGCAUCGACGGCGGCCACAACCGUCACUAGGAAGAAGAGCUUACGCAAGAAGAGGAACUCGCAGCGCCGUGCCAGCAGCACGCUUCCGUCUCUGCCCUCGUCUUCAAGCAGUGAGGAAAGCCAGCGCACGCCGACAAGGCGUAGGCGGCCGGGGUCGUCUCGCACCCGCACGGCGACCAGGUCGACGACGUUCUCGGGCGCGUCCUCGACGACUCCUUCGAGAGCGACGGGCGCCACGACGCGACCGCCGUCGACGGCCUGUCCUCUGUCUCCAGUGAGCGUGACGUUUUCCAAUAACGCGGCCACCACCGAUUCGGACGCGUCACGACCCACCACCGCCUUUGGGCCGAAAGAUAGAGCUUCGACCAGGACAACGGUGAGACCCGACAGCAGGGCGACUUCUACGACAGUCGGCGGUGGCUCGCCUUCGCCCACGAGCCGGCGCAGGGACCUCUCGCGCGUCACCACACAGAGCUCGCUUCUGUCGAGGCCACAGAGAGACCUGACAUCGUCCGAGAUGUCGCCCUCGGAGUCGGAGAGUUUCACACCCACAAUGCGAAGGCAGUUCCUGGCUAACAACGCAAGUGAUCCCAACUCGGUGAAGUGUAAGAGAAGCAUCUUCGAGACCCUCUCCUCGGCAGGUUACACGCACAUUGACGACCACGCCUGUUCGCGCGGAGGAAACCGCGAGGACCUCCCGACUGGUACGACCCGCUGGCCGCGACAGAACGCGACUGCACAGGAAGGGCGACCGGGGGGAAACCGGGCGACGACGCCAACGCUGCCCGAUCACAACAGGGAGAAAGGCGCGAAGGGUGCCUUCAUCGUUCAGCGGGCCGACUUGUACGCACCGUUCCCGCCGAAAAUUAUGAGGACUCUCCUGCCGUCCUUCAUAGACGUCGAUCCCACCGUGAGGCCUGACAAGGUUCCACGGCACAUACCAUUCGAUCCUGGCCGGCACGGAGACGAGAAAUCGAACACUUCUCUCUUCAAGGAUCACUGCCAUCUCACUCCUUACAAGCAGACUCCGGCUUCGCCGCCCAAGUAUCCCGAGCGACCCCACUGGGAAGGCGCGCAGAGCUGCCUGUUGCCGGAUCUGUACAGCUUCAACGACGAAAGCCGAGUAGGGGACCAGGCUGACCGCAAGAUGACCCGCUUCGACCUGGGAGAAGUUAUAUGACCGCGCGUCUCGAUUUGCGUCAACGUACUGCUGUACUCUAAAAUGUUACGCUAUUCGGAUUAAAAAAUAAA